AUGGCAAACGACGACGCGACAGCCAGCAACGGCUCUACCAACCAGCCCGUGGUCGCUGUGUUUUGCGGCGCCUCCAGUGGUACAUCACCAGUCCACAUGGAGGCAGCAAGGUCGCUUGCACAUGCCCUCCACAAAGCAAACACCAAGCUCGUAUACGGUGGCGGCACGGUUGGCCUCAUGGGUGAGGUAGCACGAACCCUUGUUUCGCUGUCCGGUCCCGACUCUGUUCACGGCAUCAUCCCCGCCGCUCUCACUCGACUCGAGCAAAAUCACGACCCUUCCAAUCCUACCGGCCACUCCAUCGACUCGGCAAUAUACGGACGCACUACUGUCGUCAAAGACAUGCACACGCGAAAGCAGAUGAUGGCUCAAGAAGUCGUCAAGGGAGGACCAGGUGGCGGCUUUGUUGCUCUACCUGGAGGCUACGGCACAUUCGAAGAGUUGAUGGAAGUCACCACUUGGAAUCAAUUGGGCAUCCACAGCAUGCCUGUGAUAGUCUACAACGUGGAUGGCUACUGGAGCGGCCUUAUUGAGUGGGUCAAGAAUGCUGUGACCAACGGCUUUAUUGCACCCACCAAUGCCGGAAUUCUCUCCGAGGCUCUUAGUGCUGAUGAGGUGAUGACAUGUCUGAAGGAGUAUGAAAAUGCACCUGGACGGUUCAACCUGACCUGGGAGGAGCAGUAA
Alternaria postmessia is the source of this 684-nucleotide messenger RNA. RefSeq lists its product as uncharacterized. Gene Ontology annotation, molecular function: hydrolase activity, hydrolyzing N-glycosyl compounds. The record is from RefSeq and is a predicted model, not a curated record. The transcript has 3 exons. NCBI's taxonomy places the organism in Eukaryota, Fungi, Ascomycota, Dothideomycetes, Pleosporales, Pleosporaceae. Gene Ontology annotation, cellular component: cytosol. Gene Ontology annotation, biological process: cytokinin biosynthetic process. Bases 1 to 684 code for a protein of 227 amino acids.